Arachis stenosperma is the source of this 1588-nucleotide messenger RNA. RefSeq lists its product as uncharacterized. The transcript is spliced from 4 exons. The record is from RefSeq and is a predicted model, not a curated record. NCBI's taxonomy places the organism in Eukaryota, Viridiplantae, Streptophyta, Magnoliopsida, Fabales, Fabaceae. Bases 251 to 1384 code for a protein of 377 amino acids. Gene Ontology annotation, molecular function: protein binding.
AAGAACUCCUUCAAACUGGGUCUAAGUGUCUUUUAGAAAUGUAUUCUAUUCUAACAUUUUUGAAAUUUAAUUUGAGUGAUUAUUCAAAAUUUUACUAGAACAAAGUGAUUUUUUGGUCGGAGGAAACAAAUUCUAGGAUAUAUUUUUUUUCUUUUUCAAAGCACAGGCCCAAAAAGAGAGAAAGAGAGAAGAAGAAGAAGAAGAAACACUUAGACCAAAGAAAAGGUAGUUGGACAAACUCCAUUUUGUUAUGGAUAUAGCACAUUACUAUUUGGAUGGCAAUGCUGAUGCUGUGGAGUUUUGUCCACAUGAUUCGUACCACCAUGUUCUGGCUGCCUCCACAUACAAUCUCCAAGAAGGUGACCGUCCCAGUCGACAUGGAAGCAUUUCUCUCUUCAGUGUUGAUGGCAGUGACACAGCUGGUGGUGAUGACCACCUUGACUUGGUUUGCAGUGUGGAGACCUCUGGAAUUUUCGACAUAAAGUGGAGCCCGCCCGGACAGCAUUUGAAUCCUUUUCUUUCUCAAGCUGAUGCUGAUGGAUACUUGAGAAUCCAUGUGCUGGAAAGUAGCUGUAAUGGGGUUGAAGGGAUUAAUCUAAAGCAUAUGAUCAGUGAAAAAAUCAGCGACUCUAUGUGCUUGUACCUGGACUGGAACCCUUCAGGCACAUCCAUGACAGUGGGGCUUUCUGAUGGCUCUGUAUCCAUUGUUUCUUUCCUUGAAUCCAAGUUGGAAAUACAAGAAGAAUGGAAGGCACAUGACUUUGAACUCUGGACAACCGCAUUUGAUAUCCACCAACCAAAUUUGGUAUAUACUGGCUCUGAUGACUGUAAAUUCAGUUGUUGGGAUUUAAGGGACGGUCCUUCCAAUCUGGUAUUUCAGAAUUCCAAAGCUCACAAAAUGGGUGUUUGUUGCAUUCAAAAGAGUUCUCAUGAUCCAAAUAGCUUAGUAACCGGUAGCUACGACGAAACCUUGAGGGUAUGGGACUUGAGAACAAUCUCAAAACCUGUUAAUGAGACUUCAAUUGGCUUAGGGGGAGGAGUUUGGAGGGUGAAGCACCAUCCCUACAUUCCAAACUUGGUCUUGGCUGCAUGUAUGCACAAUGGUUUUGCAAUUGUUUCCAUUAAAGGCAACGAAGCGCAAGUGUUGGAAACUUACAAGAAGCAUGAUUCCCUUGCAUAUGGAGCAGAUUGGCAGAAAGGUGAAGCAAAUCACAGAGUUGAGAGAACCAAACCAAUUGUGGCUACUUGCUCAUUCUAUGACAAACUUGUUCGAGUAUGGAGGCCAGAAAACGAGAUUAACUUGAAGGUUGGAAGCAUGAGUGACACAAAGCAUUUCCACUUUAUUAUUAUUUCAAAUCACUUAUUUAUUGAUUCCUUAACCUAAUCAACGAAAAAAAAGAUAAUGAUGAUCAUGAAGUUAUUGAAAUUGUGGACUGCAUUAUUCAAUAUUCAUUAUACCUAGUUUAUAGUUGACUUUUUAAAAAUUACUUAUACCUAGCUUAUACUUUACUUUUAAGGGAAAUUCCAUGUGGUUAAAGUAUAUAUUAUAUUGCAUCUUUUCCAUUCCUCUUAAGAACUAGGAAGCUUA